Toxotes jaculatrix (banded archerfish) is the source of this 1889-nucleotide messenger RNA. Its product is annotated as growth arrest-specific protein 1. Bases 687 to 1439 code for a protein of 250 amino acids. The record is from RefSeq and is a predicted model, not a curated record. The transcript has a single exon. Lineage: Eukaryota; Metazoa; Chordata; Actinopteri; Toxotidae. Gene Ontology annotation, biological process: regulation of cell cycle.
UUGUGGGGGAAAUGCUCGGCGGACCGUGAAGCGUAACAGCAAGAAGGGGGACAAAGACGCACAUAGCGGGACAAAAUGCGACAGAUAGAAACCUCUUCCAAGUAAGAAAAAAAAAACAUCGGAAUGCGUGGAUGGAUGUUAAAAGUGGCAGAACUGAGAAGAGGAGUCGAAACUAACAAUGGCAAGAAAGAUGAGUUCAAGUGUACAAUCUGAGUUGUGGACAACUACCGUGGUUGGACCUCUCGUUAACUUUGGAUAGCUCUGCGGCGCGUUGCAGUGUUUCGCCUCGUCCGUGCACCGAUGGCAUGGAGCAGACACACACCGCAGUUUGGAGCACGAUUUCCCUCUUUUGAACGGACAUGCUUCCCGGAAUGAUUGUUUCUGCGCUGGUUCUCUCCUUUGCAGCCACGCGUGGUGAUUUCCCCUGUGUCAGAUCCUGACUUCCACUGUUGCAAAGCUGACCAGGAGGAGGCAAACUCAACUACCGUCCAAGUUUGUGGAUGAUUUCUAAACGAUCAAGUGUAUUUCUUCCCGACUGUGCUGGUAUUAAAGUGUUUAAUUCCCAAAAACCCAUGUAUGGAAUAUUUAUAUGAACUUCAGUCUGUGAGGUUCAGUGUGUAAAUUGUCCUUAUCCUAAUGUGCUGGUGGAGAAAGUGCAUGUCGCCGAACUACAACUCCAUCCAAGCAUGAAAUGUUGGUGCAGCGCCCUGGCACUUCUCCCAUGGGUGCUGGUGGCCAUCGAUGCCCAGCUAAUCUGCUGGCAGGCUCUCCUUCGGUGCCACGACGAACCUGAAUGUGAACUUGCGUACAGUCAGUACUUAGCGGCCUGUGAAGGAAACAUCAGAGGAACGAGGAGGCAGUGUCCGAGCCACUGCAUCAACGCGCUGAUAAGACUGAAUCACACCCGCAGCGGGCCGGACCUGGAGACCUGCGACUGCGCCCAGGACCUGGAGUGCCUGAGCGCCAAACGUGCCAUAGAGCCGUGCCUCCCCCGCAGGUACCCGAGCGAUGCCGGGGGCAUUGGCUGCAUGGAGGCCCGGCAGCGCUGCGAGGAAGAUAGCAGCUGCCACACCUCCCUCACGGCCUACUUGUCAUACUGCGGGCAGCUGUUCAAUGGCAGGAAGUGCUCCUCUAAGUGUAAAGCCACCAUUCAGCAGAUGCUGUUCAUCCCAAAUGGCAUGCUGCUGAACCGCUGUGUUUGCGAUGGGGUAGAGAGGCCUUUCUGUGAAGUGGUCAAGGAGAACAUGAGCAAACUUUGCUCCAUAGGAGACCACAAUGUUAUUUCAGACCAGCCUGAUGUGGACGACAUGUAUGAGGAUGAGGACUAUGACCCUAAAAGUGACAAAGAGGAGGUGUAUACUGACCAUUCCUCUGCUUCUCAGGGGUUUUCCAGCUGCCUGACACUCCUGGUUCUUCCUCUAGCAAGGAUAUUAUACUGAGAUGAUGGGCAGGCCUGCUCGAAACAUUUGUUGGCUUUAUAAAUGAUAGUGUGACACUUGGGGAAAAUGACUGCUCAAGAUCUCCAGUGGGGGUUUAGUGACUUGCUCAAAGACACUACAGCACAGUAAUGUCUUGCUGGCACAGAAUUCGAACCCAGGUUUGCUGGAUAAGGAAAGUUAUUUUUCUCAGCCACAGGACUCCCUGCCAUGCCAUUGGCUGUGUGGAGACACAGCGCACAGUAGUGAUUUGUGUAGGCUUUCCACAACCGUACAAUUUGCAUAGUAAUUCAUCUUCAUGCACAUCUCACUCAGGAAAAACUGCUCUUUUGAUUUGUGAUUCAAGCAUUCCCAUAGAUGGCCUUGUAGUCCUCUGAGAUAACUGUUCACUUUUUGCUUAGUGGUAAAAAGCCUGUUGUCAAAAAUGGCAAAAAAAAAAAAACUUUCAGGUGA